UGGAGCCCCGCUGGUGACGGGUCUGAAAGCACGUGGCUACGUCACGGAAAGCCAGUCUUUUCAAUGCAAACUUCAACUCCUCCUCCUCCUCCUCUUCCCCCUCCUCCUCCCUCUAAUGCCUGUAACUCACAUCCGAGACUGGGCGAGGAAUCCGGAGGGGAGAUUCUCAUGCUCACGGUGGUUGGAAACUGGAAGCGGGAGAGGCCGGAGGAAGGGGAUUCACGGCGUUCUCUGCCUACUACGAGACUGACCAGGGGAGGGGGCGCCUAGAUCCGCAUCUGUUCUUCGUGGGAAUUCAGAACCGCAGGUUCAAUCCGAUCCCAAUGAACACUGGAGAUUGAUCAUUUAAAAAAAAAUCGACACUGGAGAGGGGAGGCUCUGUCUUCGGCUGUCGAUCUCGGAGGUGGUAGUGGUGUGUGAGUGUGUGUGGUGUUUUUUCUUUUCUUUUCUUUUUUCUUUCUUUCCUCCCCCUUUUUUCUCCUUCUCUCCUAGGGGCUCCACAAUGGCAGUCUUCUCUCAGUAAGAUGAAUCCUGCUUCGCUUCUGCUGAUCCGCCCAUCCUCAUAGCGAUGAAGUAAAAGGCUAUGGUUUUCUCCCUGAUUAGUUUUGCUCUCAGUGGGAUUUCUUUGCUUUUUUGUUUGGCUUCAUGCUGAAAAAGGAUUUUCCCCCCAACCUUCUGGUAAUAAUCCAGUGGUGAGCGAAGCGGGGAUAAAUCAUUCACCCUGGCCGAGAAAAAACAAUCGCUGAGAAGUCUCAAAGAAAUAUACCACGUGAGGGGAAAAAACUGGGAGAAGAUCCGGAAUAUUAUCGUUUUUCCUAUGGUAAAACCGGUGCCCCUCUUCAGGAGAACUGAUUUCAAAUUAUUAUUAUGCAACCACAAGGAUCUCUUCUUUCUCAGGGUGUCUAAGCUGCUGGAUUGCUUUUCGCCCAAAUCAAUGUGGUUUCUUUGGAACAUUUUCAGCAAAGGAACGCAUAUGCUGCAGUGUCUUUGUGGCAAGAGUCUUAAGAAAAACAAGAACCCAACUGAUCCGCAGCUCAAGGGUAUAGUGACCAGGUUAUACUGCAGGCAAGACUACUACUUGCAAAUGCACCCCGAUGGAGCUCUCGAUGGAACCAAGGAUGACAGCACCAAUUCCACACUGUUCAACCUCAUCCCGGUGGGGCUGCGUGUCGUCGCCAUCCAGGGUGUGAAGACAGGGCUGUACAUAGCCAUGAAUGGAGAAGGUUACCUCUACCCCUCAGAACUUUUUACCCCUGAAUGCAAAUUUAAAGAGUCUGUUUUUGAAAACUAUUAUGUAAUCUACUCAUCCAUGCUGUACAGACAACAGGAAUCUGGUAGAGCCUGGUUUUUGGGAUUAAAUAAGGAAGGGCAAGUUAUGAAAGGGAACAGAGUAAAGAAAACCAAACCAGCAGCUCAUUUUCUACCCAAGCCAUUGGAAGUUGCCAUGUACCGAGAACCAUCUUUGCAUGAUGUUGGCGAAACGGUCCCGAAAACUGGGGUGACGCCAAGUAAAAGCACAAGUGCAUCGGCAAUAAUGAAUGGAGGAAAACCAGUCAACAAGAACAAGACCACAUAGCCAGAUCCUCACAGGUGGUGUGACUUUCUCAAGCCGAGCACAGUUGAGUGAUUUAUCCUUUCCAGACAUUCCUCUCCCAGGCCCAGGAACAGCAGCAGGGGGCACAUGAAUGCUUUCCCGU
Fukomys damarensis (Damara mole-rat) is the source of this 1697-nucleotide messenger RNA. RefSeq names its product fibroblast growth factor 14 (gene Fgf14). Gene Ontology annotation, cellular component: cytoplasm. Gene Ontology annotation, molecular function: fibroblast growth factor receptor binding; growth factor activity. Lineage: Eukaryota; Metazoa; Chordata; Mammalia; Rodentia; Bathyergidae. Bases 818 to 1576 code for a protein of 252 amino acids. Gene Ontology annotation, biological process: animal organ morphogenesis; regulation of cell migration; positive regulation of gene expression. The transcript has 5 exons. The record is from RefSeq and is a predicted model, not a curated record.